CAAACAGCAAACCGAGCAACUGCCUAAAACAGGUGGCUUGUCUGUUCUGACCGACUCCAUCGUGUUCUGUUGACACGACCUGCAUGCAUGCACACGACCGACCUCUAGCUGCGUCUCCUCUUUCGCAUUCUCUCACAUUGUUCUCUAGGCUUUGACAUGUCCUCACGCCGCGUUCGCUGAGGCCGCGCGGCACAAACACUCUUACUUCCUCCUCUCGCAGGCUACAAAUACGUACCUCCCACGCUCUGGCAAGACUCGAGCCUCCCGAUAUGGACACCCAGCCGACUUGGGAUUGGUCUACAGCGCAAGAUGGCCUGAAUGAUGCCUCUACAACCCAUCAGAGCUCGAGGCCGCAACAACCAGCCGACCAACCUCAUCCUACGGGCACACGUGCGAGGUCCAAUCGUCAACGUUACGGUCCGCGGUCCUGCCGUAUAUGUCUCGAAACCGAGCAUCCACAGUUUCCUGAAACCUUCACCACGUUGGGCAUAUCUUCCGGUUCGGCAAAGCCCGUCUAUAAAUCCGACGAUCCAGAGCUCGGACGUCUGCUCUCGCCGUGCAAGUGCAAAGGCUCGCAGAAGUAUGUCCACGAAGGCUGCCUCAACGCGUGGCGCUUAGCCAAUCCAGGUGCGGCGCGGAAUUUCUGGCAGUGCCCGACAUGCAAAUUCACAUAUCGAAUGUCCCGGCUCAGUUGGGCAACCGCCCUGAGUAACAAGUCCACCCGGAUAGCACUGACCGUCGCUGUGUUGAUCAUUGGUCUAUUUGUGCUGGGAUACAUUGCGGAUCCGCUCUUCGACUUGUGGUUUGACCCUCUGGGUACUCUGACUGACGGUGUUGCAAGUGUGGUGACCGACAUUGAGGGCCUGAACCAGCCCUUUGCCGAGGCGCCACAGACUUGGACAGAGCACUUUGCCAAGGGGUUCUUCUCUCUCGGGCUGGUCGGCCUCGUCAAGAGCAUGUUUGCCAUGUCACCCUGGCAGUGGUUCUACUACCGCGGCGGCGGUAUGAUGGGCGGCCGACGACAAGGCACAGGUCGAGCCCGGGCGGAGAAUAUGAGCUGGUUAUUUAUCCUCAUCGGGGCUUUCACCUUCCUGAUGGCGACGUGGCGGUUCGUCGGAGCCAUGAGCGAGCGCUUGUUGAAGAAUGUCAGCGAGCGAGUCAUGGACGUAAAUGACGACGAUGCAGACGAUGAAGCAGACGAACACGAGAAAGAUGAGUGAAGGAGAGGGUUCAAUGAACUUGGAUCCAACUACGCGCGCUCCCUUGGGCGCCCUGCAUACCUUUAAGUUGUCUCGACCUUGCGCUCCCGUAUCGAGACGACGUGUCUGUGUGCAGAGAUCAAGGCUCUUUUCAUGCUUGGACUCGGGUCGUUUUGAUCUCUUGUCCGAUAGCAAGAUUUGGAGAUGUCAAAGUCCGUCAACGUGACUGACGACCUUGGUCGUUAUCCGUCCGUAGACAGCAGUCAUCCACUCGGUACACCUGUACAGAGCGGUGAGCGGAUGGCCUCUUUCUGGGCUUGACACAUUUUCAUGAGCGUCUUUGUAUCUAUGUACUAUCAAUGCAUUUGCGAUUUGAUCCGUGCUCUUUGCCAUUAUGAUGUGUGCCCGAGGUGCUAUUAGUACAAUCUUGCUGGGCGCAAGUUAUUCGUGCCACCUAAGCCUGAGCUGGCAUGCGAAAAGUGGACCCCGAAACCUCCAAUCUCAUUGUAACCGCG
This is a messenger RNA of Emericellopsis atlantica, 1714 nucleotides long. RefSeq lists its product as uncharacterized. Gene Ontology annotation, molecular function: zinc ion binding. The coding region runs from base 270 to 1220 and encodes 316 amino acids. Lineage: Eukaryota; Fungi; Ascomycota; Sordariomycetes; Hypocreales; Bionectriaceae. The record is from RefSeq and is a predicted model, not a curated record. The transcript has a single exon.